AUGGAUCAAGAAGAAUUUGACUAUCAAGAAGAAGAACAAGAAGCAAUUCAAUUUUCAAUUCUUAAUACUUUAAAGAGUGAAGGUGAAAAAGAGAAAGUUAUUCAAGAUUUAAUAAAUUUAAUUAGAUUUUUUUAUCAUCAAAUUAAUAAAUCAGAAUCAAAUGAAACCAAACUCGAAUUAAUUAAAUUGUAUAAUAUGGUAUUGGAGCUAUUGAAAAAAAUUCAAGAAGCAGCAGAAUCAUGUGGAAUGAUGUCAAACUUAUUCGAACUCUACCAGGUCUCAGAUCAACUCAGAUACUACUUUGCAUUAUUCAAUGGUGAUAUUAAAAUGAAACUUAAUAACAUUUUUUCAACAGACAAAGACAGCAAUAAACAAGUAAUGGAUUAUUUUAAUAAAAACGAUAAUAUCAAUUUCGAAUCAAAUAUAUUAAAGAGUUUUCUAAAUAAUAAUAAUAAUAAUAAUGAUUCAACACUAUCAACCACUGUAAAUAAAGCUAUAGAAUUGUUUAACUAUAACAGAAAUGAAAUUAAUGCAAAACUAAUGAGUAUUGCUAAAAGUGAUGAGGAAAAGGAGGCAACUAAAAGAGAAAUACAGGACGAGCUUUGCAAACAAAAAGAAAGCCAAACAGAUGCCAAACAAGAGGAGGAGGAAAUGAUCAACGAAAAAGAAGCUAUCGAAAAAAGUUUCUUUAUAAUGUUUCAAUUAUUUACAAGUUUUCUCUACAAUUUACAAUCUUUAGGUGAAAAAUCGUUAUUAUCAUUUCAAGAUUUCUCAGAUAGCGCAACAGAUAAACAAAACCUCUUCAGCAUGUUAAUUCAAAGAGAUUUAGUGUGUUUAAAAUCAAUUAUCCAAUUAUUAAAACUACUCGUUAAUAAUAAUAGCACCGAUAAUAAAAACGAAGAUCAAUAUAUUUUAAAUGCAACCUCACAAAUCCAAUAUAAAACCGAUUCAUCAUCACCACCAUCAAGUUUUGUAAAUUUGGUCCAAAAUGUACUUUUAAACUAUAUAGAAAAAAACAAUUUAGAUGAAGAAUCAAUUUUAAGUUAUUUAAAUCAAUAA
Molecule: messenger RNA, 1059 nt
Organism: Dictyostelium purpureum
Lineage: Eukaryota; Evosea; Eumycetozoa; Dictyosteliales; Dictyosteliaceae
Exons: 1
Coding region: 1-1059 (352 amino acids)
Source: RefSeq, a predicted model, not a curated record